Tetrahymena thermophila SB210 is the source of this 810-nucleotide messenger RNA. RefSeq lists its product as hypothetical. NCBI's taxonomy places the organism in Eukaryota, Ciliophora, Oligohymenophorea, Hymenostomatida, Tetrahymenidae. The transcript is spliced from 10 exons. Gene Ontology annotation, biological process: activation of GTPase activity; nucleocytoplasmic transport. The record is from RefSeq and is a predicted model, not a curated record. Gene Ontology annotation, molecular function: GTPase activator activity; small GTPase binding. Gene Ontology annotation, cellular component: perinuclear region of cytoplasm; nucleus; cytosol.
AUGAUAUAAAAGAAUUCAUAAAUUUACAGUCUAGAACAUUUUUUAAGCUCUUCACAUUAAUAGUUUUAGGAUCUCCUUAUUGAUCUGAAAAAUUGCGGUAAAUAGCUUGGUGAUGAAGAUGCAUCAAAUUUAGGUUCUGGAUUAGGAAAGUGCAUUAAUCUCUCAAAUUUGAGACUUUUUCUUUAGUCUAAUAAAAUUAGUGCAAUUGGUGGAUCAGCCUUAGGUUCUGGUUUAGGAAAAUGCACUAAUCUCUCAAAUUUGAUACUUCAUCUUUCGUUUAAUUCAAUUGGUGAAGAAGGCACAUCAGGCUUAGGUUCUGGUUUAGGAAAGUGCACUAAUCUCUCAAAUUUGACACUCCAUCUCUCUGGAAAUUAAAUUGGUGAUGAAGGUGCUUCAGGAUUAGGUUUUGGUUUAGGAAAUUGCACUCGUCUCUCAAAUUUGACACUUCAUCUUUCGUCUAAUAAAAUUGGUGCAAUUGGUGGAUCAGACUUAGGUUCUGGAUUAGGAAAGUGUACUAAUCUCUCAUAUUUGAUACUUCAUCUUUCGUCUAAUAAAAUUGGUUCAACUGGUGCUUCAGGUUUAGGUUCUGGUUUAGGAAAGUGCACUAAUCUCUUAAAUUUUACACUUGAUUUAAGGUUUAAUAAAAUUGGUACAAGUGGUGCAUCAGGCUUUAGUUUUGGUUUAGGAAAGUGCACUAAUCUCUAAAAUUUGGCACUUUAUCUUUCUAACAACCAAAUCUAUAGAUCAAAAUAAUUGAAAAUUAAUUGUUUCAAGUCAAUAAGAUUAGUUGCCUUAAAAUUAGAAAGUUGA